CAAGCAGUUUUAUUUUUCAAUGGAAGCUGUUAUUAAUAACUCUAAAAUUGCAAUUUGUCAAAUAUAAGAGUAAUGCUGCAUUUCCAUAAAAUCAAGAAAAAUGUGUGUCGAGUGUGUCGUCAACUAAGCUUACAUCAGCAUACAGCGGUUACUGGCAACAGCGUAAUAACAGUGCAAAGGGUAGGUUGAAUUUGUUUUUUGGCUCUGAUUUUAAUGCCAAUUUAUGAGACUGUACAAAUAUUGCAUGCACGUAGUGACAUCACUGAAAAACCCAUUAAUAACAAGCAUGUCACAUUUCAGUAAUGCAUGAUAGGCCACCCUGAGUAGACAUUAACCCACAAUUAUCUGCACUCUUCCCCAAGCAUUAUACGCCAUGGAGAUCAAUGUCGAGAAGGACCGGAAAACGGGCACCACCAAGAUCCUCUCGGCCUCGGCGGUCAGCCCGCGGGACGCUCACCAGAGGGGCGUCAAAGUCUACGACGACGGCUGCAAAGUGAUCUACGAGGUGCGUUCUGGGGGAUCUACUACACUGGAGAACGGCACGCACCCCUGGAGUCCCGGCGAGGUGGACGAGCUCAUGCAGCAAGUCGGCCAGUCCCAAGCACGAAGCGAUGGAGCCCGGGUCACUGUCACACCGGCUGAGUCCCAGCCAACGGGAGAACAGCUGAGCUCCAAGCAAGACAAAAAACAAUCCCCUGGGAAAGGCUACGAAGGCGAGGUAACGCAGACUCCACAAGCCUCCGCCGACAAACCAGUGACCAUGAUCUUCAUGGGCUACCACAGCGUCGAGGAUGAGGAGGAAUCCAAGAAGCUGCUUGGCUUUGAUGGCACCAUCAAGGCCGAGAUCGUCCUCAUCGACGAGGACGAUGAGAAAUCUCUCCGGGAGAAGACCGUCACUGAUAUCUCCACCAUCGACGGCAACGCCGCAGACCUCGUGUCGGGCCGGCCUCUGUCCGACACCACCGAACUCUCUUCAGAAGGCAAGGAUGAAAGCUCGACCAAGGAACUGCCACCCACAGGCGGGGAGAAGGCACGUUCAGUGCUGCUGACGCCAGAGAACGGAUUGUAUCCUACAGCCACGGCACGAUCCGCUGACCCUCUGGUACAAACCUCCCAGAAGGAUCUGAGAGCAUCAUUAAAGACGCUCAAAAUAAUGACUUAA
Messenger RNA from Sinocyclocheilus grahami, 1162 nucleotides. Its product is annotated as paralemmin-2-like. The record is from RefSeq and is a predicted model, not a curated record. The coding region runs from base 374 to 1162 and encodes 262 amino acids. Gene Ontology annotation, biological process: regulation of cell shape. Lineage: Eukaryota; Metazoa; Chordata; Actinopteri; Cypriniformes; Cyprinidae. The transcript has 3 exons. Gene Ontology annotation, cellular component: membrane.